UUUAUGUUUGAGUUGUUUAUCUCCAAGUGAUUCCUUGAUUAACUGUAACCGUAUUCGGCCUUCAUCACGGUUUUGUAGAUGGUUGAUUUGUAAACUAAAUUUGGUUGCUCGGGACGGAAAAUCUAAACAUCUAAAAAUGAAGACUAUUUUAGCUGCACAAACCGUCAAAAUCCCAAAAGGAGUUGAAGUAAAAGUCCGAUCUCGAGCAGUAACCGUCAGAGGACCUCGUGGUAUAUUGCGUAGGAGUUUCAAGCAUGUUCAAGUUGACAUGCAAGUUGUUGGCAAAGAUAAACUGGUAGUACAAAAAUGGUUUGGAAUUCGUAAAGAAUUGGCAACAGUUCGUACAGUAUGUUCUCACAUUGAGAACAUGAUCAAAGGAGUAACAGUGGGAUACCAAUAUAAAAUGCGAUCAGUGUAUGCUCACUUCCCCAUUAACGUUACCACAUCUAAGGAUGGAUCUCUUGUAGAAAUAAGAAAUUUCUUGGGUGAGAAGAUUGUAAGGCGUGUUCGUAUGCAGCCAGGUGUAGUAUGCCAGAAUUCUUCACAACAGAAAGAUGAACUAAUUCUUCAAGGCAAUGACAUUGAAUUAGUUUCUAGAUCAGCUGCUCUAAUACAUCAGUCAACGUUAGUAAAGAACAAGGAUAUCAGAAAAUUCUUGGAUGGUAUCUAUGUCUCAGAAAAAACAACUGUUGUUGCUGCAGAAAACUAAAUGUGAAAAAUAAAUAAUUAAUGAAA
Messenger RNA from Argiope bruennichi, 735 nucleotides. RefSeq names its product 60S ribosomal protein L9-like. Gene Ontology annotation, cellular component: cytosolic large ribosomal subunit; ribosome. Bases 137 to 709 code for a protein of 190 amino acids. Gene Ontology annotation, biological process: cytoplasmic translation. Lineage: Eukaryota; Metazoa; Arthropoda; Arachnida; Araneae; Araneidae. The transcript has 5 exons. The record is from RefSeq and is a predicted model, not a curated record. Gene Ontology annotation, molecular function: rRNA binding; structural constituent of ribosome.